AUGACUCUCAAAGUGUGUAAAGCAUUUAAGGACAUUGAGGAAUAUUUGCCUGAUAAUUUUUCUUUCGAGAAGAAUCAUACCGAUACUGAAAUAUACAAUGCUUAUUGUCCUAUUAGCAAGGAAACAGGGAAAGGAAAAUGUGGAACAAUUGGUCAAGUAGUUAGCGCUGUUACUACAUUAUUAAUUAAUAAUUUAAUCACCGGAGAUGAAUAUAUAGAAUCUGAAAAUGAAAAUAACGAAUAUAUCACGUAUAUUAUUCUAUGGUUAAGUGAUAAAAUGAAAUUAAUUAAAACAUGGGAAUACGGAAGCGUAUCAGAUUUUGAUACCACGUUUAUAAAAGAUGGUGAAUAUUACAAAGAGCAUAUUGAUCAAAUCAAAAAAAAAGAAAACAUAAUGAAUGUUAAAAUUGAUGAAAUGCAUGAACUUUAUGAGUUACUUAAUGAUCUGUGUAAUGUAAUUACUAAAUAUACCAACGAUUCUUCAAAUUGCUCCGAUUGUUCAAAUUUUACUAGUAAUUGGGAAGAAAAAUCCAAUAAACUUGUUAAUAAAAAAAUUAAGGUUUUUGAAGAUGAGUAUUAUUGUGAUGUGUUGUUGACUUUAAAAAAUGCUUAUGAGAAAUUUAAAAGAGAUAAUAAUAUUCAAAAUAAACUUCCAAAAAUUAAAGAGAUAGAAGAAAUAAAUAACUGUAAGAAAUUAUGUAAAGAAGCAACAAAAUCAUGGAGAAUUAAAAGUGUGGAUUUCCAACAAAUUAAGGAAAAAAAAAAUAUUGAGAAAAGCAAAGAUAACUCGAGAUAUAUAGAUGUUGCUAAAAAUAAAUUUGAAACGUAUAGUUCAUUUUUUAGUAUUAUAUUUACUAAUAUUGGCAAUAACUUAUAUGAAAAGGUGUUUCCAGCGCUAACAAAUGUUUACGGUAAAUUUAUAAAUUUUACUGAUAACACGAUUAGUUAUGUGAAUGAGCAACUUAAAAAAGCAAUAGAAGCUUAUACAUUCAAUAACGAUGUACCUGAGGAAACAGACCCAGGAGGUGACCAAUUAUCAUCUCAAGAAACUCCAUCUGAAGCUUCAUCACCAUCAAGUUCUACGAAACAAACUAGAACAUCAGAAUUGCCUCAGAAAUCAUCUGAAAAAAAAAAUUAUGAUCAAAAGAAUGAAGAAGGUUCUAAAAAAACAAUGCCAAGUUUAGUGAUUAAACAUGAAAAUUCAGUAACCGAAGUAAAAUUAAAUGGAGCAACAGGAAUAGAUGACAAUCCACUCAACUUAUACAAGAAAAUUGGAAUUUCAAUUAUAAUGCUUUUAAUACCCAUUGCUUUAGCUAUUAUGUACAAGUAUUUUCCAUUUGGAUGGAGAAAGGAAUUGAAGAAAAAAAAAAACAUGAAAAAGGUUAUAAAUAUGUUUGGUGUAAAUGAAGCGACAAAAAGAGUUAUAAACCCAACUAAUCGAAAAAACAAAGUGCAAAUAAUUAUAAAUUUAUCUAAAAAAAAACAGGACAAAAAGUUUACAAAUUCAUCUACUCAAAAAAAACAGGACAAAAAGUUUACAUAUUCAUCUACUCAAAAAAAGCAGAAUAAACAGUUUAUAAAUUCCAUUUAUUGGGAAAAAUAUCCAUUAUUAAAUAUAUAUAAACUUAUGGAGGCCGAUGCUGUACCAUUUAUUAUUUUGUAUUUGUUAUUUAUUUUUUAUGUUUAUAAAAGAAAAGACGAUUCUUUAGAAUAA
Messenger RNA from Plasmodium berghei ANKA, 1713 nucleotides. RefSeq names its product BIR protein. The transcript is spliced from 3 exons. The record is from RefSeq and is a predicted model, not a curated record. Bases 1 to 1713 code for a protein of 570 amino acids. Lineage: Eukaryota; Apicomplexa; Aconoidasida; Haemosporida; Plasmodiidae.